AUAAAAUCGAGCAAACGAUCAACAAAUAACUGCAAAAAAACAUAUUUUUUUAAUCAAAUAUUAAUGCUAAAACUAUGUAUCUAUACAGAUGGUCCUGGUUCUUCGCUAAUUUUAUCACCACAGGAGACCAAAUAUACCAGGAUAAAGGGUGACACGUUACCGGACAUCACCUGCACAGCGGACUGUAGACCUGGCUGUACCUUUGUCUGGACACGACCGGACAACACCAACUUUACUGUCUCACCUGUGUUGUCACUGGGACAACUGGACAGAUCAGAACACGGGACGUAUAGGUGUACUGCUAGCAAUGCUGCCGGGGAGUCGACUAAAGUGAUCAGUGUUAUUGUGAAAUAUGAACCACAUCCGUAUCAAAUGCUCGACCAAAACCAGACGUUUGAUCUAUCCAAAUCAGACACCAUUAUUUUGUCUUCUACAUUCAUCUCCAACCCGGCACCAUCUUUCAUCUGGACCUUCCAACCCUACAAAUCUUUUGAUGCAACGGAUCUUAGAAACGGGACGGAUGGCGUUAUUAUACAAAAUACGUUUGAGGCGAGUAAAUUAACUGCUAUUUCAGUUUUGACUCGGACCACUGUACAGGAGAGCUGGUUUGGAUUAUAUAAUGUCACAGCAACAAACAACCAAGGAAGUGCCAUGCUUAGCUUCACAAUUCGUGAAAAACUGAACCCAGGAAUCCCAAACAGUCUGUCAAUUGGCUGUACCAAACCUCAUUCUGCUGAAGUCUCAUGGAGUGACGGAGGGGACUCUCAGUACUACCAUGUUAUGUUCAGCACAGACAGGUUUCUAAACUCACAAGAAGUUUAUCCAGUGAUGAUUACAAAAGACACAGACGGAAGCGACAUGUAUAGUCAAAAUAUAGACAAUCUGGAUGGAGGCCAUGUCUAUUUCUUUAAAGUUGUCGCAUACAAUAAGUAUGGGAACACAACAUCGGCUGAUGCUGUCGGCUGUACUGUUUAUACACCAUGUUCCAGUGGAACUAACAAUAUGUAUGUCGCAGGAGUUGUACUGGCAGUCACUGGCGUUCUCACGCUUUUGUUCUCGGUUGGAAUCGUGUUAUAUUUCAGACGAAAUGGAAGACUAUGUCAAAGAAAAAGUCAGGUUCCAAAACAGAAGGAAUGCCAGGAUAUACAACUUUCGGAACGAGGUGGCAGACCUAAAACCGGAAAUGAAAGAUCUCCAUAUCAACAACUUGAUACUAAUGAGGUUGCCAAGCCGUCCGUGUAUUCUGAAAUCGGAGGACAUCAUCAUGUUAACCAAAUUGAUCCUGACAAUGAAGGAGAUGGUGGAAAGUACGAGUCGUUGGAGGGCCGUUCUAAUCCAAACGUUUAUGAAGAACUUCAUACUACAACGUCUGGUAACAGAGGGACAUAUAUCAAUACUACCAUCGCUUGUAGUGAUUAGUGUUCAUACAACAUCAUGAAACUCAGUGAGGCGAUGUU
Messenger RNA from Pecten maximus, 1457 nucleotides. Its product is annotated as titin-like. The transcript has 11 exons. The record is from RefSeq and is a predicted model, not a curated record. Gene Ontology annotation, biological process: cell-cell adhesion. Gene Ontology annotation, cellular component: cell-cell junction. NCBI's taxonomy places the organism in Eukaryota, Metazoa, Mollusca, Bivalvia, Pectinida, Pectinidae. Bases 64 to 1419 code for a protein of 451 amino acids. Gene Ontology annotation, molecular function: cell adhesion molecule binding.